ACAACAAAAAUUGAUUGCUAACCGGAUUUCACAAUAUGUCACUAAAAUACUCGGAAUGUAGCUGCAUAUGUUUAUAACAUUAUUUCGGACCACACGUAGCUAUCAAGAGAAAUGUACAUAGAAACAGGUUCCGCAAAUCGAUGGAGUUCUCGACGUCAUGGUAUCGUAAACGUGGGUAGCUUACCCCGUCACUCUGACGCAGCAAGUAGACCUUCACACUGGAACACGGUCUCCGUGAGAAACAAGGCGCGCCGACCACAAGCGGUGCAGGCACGCAGCACAAAUAUCACAGAUCUACAAAUGUCACCGAACACGUCGCAACGUGCAACGGUAAAAAAUGACCUAAACGAAACCUGCGCAAAUGGGCCCUUGCAUGUACUAAGUACCAAGUCGUUAGAUCGAACCGUGACUGAAGAUUUUUCAUGUAUUGAUGCCGUGUACCAACAAAAGCUUUUGGAUGGUUCGGACAAUUGCGCUUGCAAAUUGACCCCCUUGUGCAACUAUUCACCAUUUGUUCCAGAACAUAUGCAGAAUGUCGUCGGUCCUAAGGCGCUACCGACCUGUGUUGCGUUACGUCUCAAACAACGAUUCGAAAAACGGAUGCAACAUAAAAACGCACAUCUUCAAGAACUUGACAUAAAAAGAAGCGGUAAUAGUUCAAGAUCAUUUGAAAAAGCUGGUAAAUAUCAACUGGUGGCUGCCUUUUUGGUCAAUGAGGGUCACGUUGAAGCUUGGCACAUAUAUUCUUCUCUCCCAGUUGAGACAAACUAUGCAGCUGGUGAAACACCUUGUACCAGAACUUUGGAAUUAACACAACGAAGGCUUCGGCUUUUGCAACGUUACUAUUCCGGUGCUCGCCAGUAUAUUGUAUUAUAUGUGAACAGCAACUCUGCAGAACAUUACCUUCCCAUGGGUCUUGCAUCAAAUCAAAGCCAUACAAACAACCGUCAACCUCCAAAAAGGUGUUCGCAUAUGGAUCUCUUCCACGGUAGGAAUAGCAUCAUUACUCGACUAUUGUCAUCUUUUAACCUAAGUACACGACUACCAAAAUCUGAGUAUAAAAUCCGGAAAGCAGAAAUUGAGAACUCAAAUCAACGUGGCUCGCUUGCUUCAUGUCCGGUGUCCAAUGAACGAUCACAAUUCCCAGAGGGUUGGCGGAAUCGACUUCCACGGGAUCUUUCUCUACCAAACGAAGGCAUGGCGGAAUCAAUACUCCUAGCGAAUACAAAUGCGGAUUACACACAUAUUUCUCGUCCUAGAUCAUUUAAUUCUUUCUUCAGAAGGCUGUGGAGAAAUGUUUCGGUACGCCGAAGAACAACAUCUAGCAGAUCUAGUGAUUACCUCUGUAGCACAAUGGAUGACAGAAAUAUUUUAAAGCAUGAAAAAGAUUCUUCUAGUAGUGGUAUGAUCGAUUUCAGUUUCACAACCGGUUCCAGCGCCAGUGACCAAACAUGCUGUCUAUCAACGUUAGCCAAAGCGCAAGGACAACCCCUACCGGCUGAGAGUACAUUGACUCAAAGUCAUGAAGAAUGCAGAUUGAACGAUUGUACACCCUCUCCAGAUACGAGUAAAUUUCAGUAUAUUUCCGUGUGGAUUCCAAAAGGAUCUGCAUAUCAAAAUUCUUAGUUUGUCAAGGAUUAUUUGACUGGAUUUUAGUUCAGCUUGACCAACAUUUCACAAUUUCGAUAUAAUUCAGCACUGGAGUGGCAUGGAGGCAAAUACACCAUAACUGGUGGACAUGAAGUUUAAGGAAACACGAAUCCUGGACACUCUAUUUGCAUCCAGCCUUGUAGCGCAACACUUCGUGACAUCUACAUCCACAUAUCUUCAUUGUUCCUGAUUUUUGAUAUGGUGACCGACUGCCUACUUAUGAUAACGUUUUUUAUACAGCAUGUUGUUAAAACCGGCUUUACGUUUGCUUCUCGUGGAAUUAUUUUAUGGGAAAAAAGGAGACAACUUCUUUUAUUAUCAGAUCUAA
Messenger RNA from Dicrocoelium dendriticum, 1978 nucleotides. NCBI's taxonomy places the organism in Eukaryota, Metazoa, Platyhelminthes, Trematoda, Plagiorchiida, Dicrocoeliidae. The record is from the annotation of a GenBank genome assembly.